Messenger RNA from Pichia membranifaciens NRRL Y-2026, 7155 nucleotides. RefSeq lists its product as hypothetical. Gene Ontology annotation, cellular component: TORC2 complex; TORC1 complex; nucleus. Gene Ontology annotation, biological process: negative regulation of macroautophagy; TOR signaling; protein phosphorylation. Bases 1 to 7155 code for a protein of 2384 amino acids. Lineage: Eukaryota; Fungi; Ascomycota; Pichiomycetes; Pichiales; Pichiaceae. Gene Ontology annotation, molecular function: protein-containing complex binding; protein binding; protein serine/threonine kinase activity. The record is from RefSeq and is a predicted model, not a curated record. The transcript has 4 exons.
AUGCAGAACUUCACCUUGGACCAGAUUUUCCAGGAAUUGAAGUCGAACGAUGAGAUCCGCCGUCUGAAGGCUGCCAAGAAUUUGCGUGUCCACUUCAUCUCCAUCUCAAGAGAUUCCACGUCUACAGAACAGAUGACAGUCUACAACAACUACAUUAACAAGAAGAUCUUCGACCUCACAAACUCUUCCAAAACAAACGAACAAUUGGGCGGCAUAGACGCCAUCAACUCGUUGAUCGAGCUUCUCUCUCCGGACGAGAACUCAAACAUGAUCACCCGUUAUGCCAAUUACCUAAGGAGGUUACUAUCCUCAAACGAUAUCAAUGUUAUGAGGGCAGCCACAGCAACAAUUGGGAAACUCGCCAUUCCCGGAGUUUCAACAACAGCAGACUUCGUCGAAUUCGAAGUGAAAAGAUCUUUAGAAUGGUUGAUCACAGAGAAAAUAGAGGGUAAACGACACGCAGCCAUUUUGAUUAUUUCUUCCUUGGCAGAAAACUCUCCAGCUUUGCUAUACCAGUACGUAAAACAGAUAUUCAACAACAUAUGGAUUGGGCUGAGAGACUCGAAAUCAAGUAUCAGAGAAGACUCCGCUGUGUGUUUGCGCCACUGCUUGGAUAUAGUAUAUGAAAGAGACAACGAUUUGCGCAAUUACUGGUUUUCAAAACUCUACAGUGAGGCUUUCAGUAUUUUGAAUAGUCCACCAGAAUUCAUACACGGCUCUCUAUUAUGUUUUCGAGAACUAGUUAACCAAGGCACUUCCGUUCUAGGAUCGAAAAUAGAUGAAAUCUAUGAAACUAUUAUGAGAGUAAAAGACUAUAAAUCGGUAGAUGUACGUCGGGAAGUUACUACCAUUAUUCCACAAAUGGCUAGAUACGAUAAGAUAAAAUUUGUCGAUAGAUACAUGCAUCGUGUCUUAUUGUACUAUAUUUCCCAGCUCAAAGUUGGCAAAGAUAAGGUUAUGAUUCUUCUGAGUAUUGGUGAUAUAGCAACUGAAGCCAAGAAUAACAUGGUGAACUAUCUUAAUGGUAUUGUUCUGGAGAGUGUCCGGGAUGGGCUAUCCCAGAGCUCUAUUAAAGUUCAGCGGGAAUUGUCACCGGCUUGUUGCUAUUGCCUCGCCAAAUUAGUACUGGCUUUAGGGCCUCCAAUGACAAAGUUCAUCAAUGCUUAUCAAAUUCUCAGAUUGCUACUAAAAUCUCCCAUAAAUGAUAAUGUUUUGAGUGUUCUCAAGAUUUUCAGCAAACAUUUACCUUCACUAGAGCCUAUAAUUAAUGACAGAUUGAUCAAUAAUGUCAGUUGUUGUUUAUCGGGUUACGAGUUUCGUCACCCUGGAUCGCCAGACUUUGAAAGAUUGUUUGACCCGGAUCUAGCAUAUAACUACAGGUACGACAUGUUAUUAAAAGAGGACAUUCCUGCCUCCAAAUACUUUGAGGAUCCUGAUGUGACAAUAAUAUUGCAGGGUUUAAAGACCUUGAGGUGUUUUGCAUUCAAAAAUUAUGAUUUGACCGAGUUCGUUCAGUAUGCGAUAACCCACUACAUCUCACAUCAAAACCCAGAAAUAAGAUUACAAGCUUCCGUUACAUGCGCAGAGCUCUAUAGAAGAAGUAGUAUUUGCUAUGAAAGAAGUGCACAUUCGCUGAAAAGUGUCGACUUUGUUCUUGAAAAAUUACUCACUACAUGCAUAACUGACCCAGUGGCCGAAAUAAGACUGGAAGUUAUCAAAAGCUUGGACGAUAAAUUUGAUCCCCACCUUUCCCAAGCCGAAAACGUUAAGCUACUAUUCAUGACUCUCAAUGAUGAGGAUUUUGAGAUCCGAAAGCAAAGCUACAGAGUAGUUGGACGUCUUACUUUCUUUAAUCCAGCAUUCAUCGUUCCACCUUUGAGGAAAAUUUUGAUACAACUUAUCACCAACUUAGAAUAUGGUAGUCAUACUACGAGGAUAAAAGAGGAAUCAAAUGUGCUUUUAGGAAUUUUGAUUUCCUCCACUGACGACCUCACUAAGUCCUAUACUAAGCAAAUAAUGAACGCUUUGCUUCCUCAAGCGGCAGACAUUUCACCAGUUGUUUCAGCAUCUGCAAUCACUACCAUAGGCUGUCUAGCAGAUGUAAGCUGUGAAGAUAUUAUGCCAUUUGUGCCUCAAAUCAUGCCAAUAUUGAUUGAUUCUUUUCAGGAACAAAAUUCUGGAAUUAAAAGAGAUGCCUCACUCAAAACUUUGGGUCAGAUUGCAGGUUCAGCGGGUUAUGUCAUACAACCAUUAUUGGAUUACCCUCAGCUUUUGGGAUUGUUGGUCAACAUUCUUAGAUCUGAGUCUUCAACCAUAGUCAGAAGAGAUACAAUUAGACUACUAGGUAUUUUGGGUGCACUAGAUCCUUACAAGCAUAGGGAAGUCGAAAGAAAGGGACAUGACGCUGAAACUGUUGCGAGACAAAAUGCACCUCCUAUAGAUAUGGAACUUUUAAUGAAGGGCAAGUCUCCAACUAAUGAUGAUUACUUCCCUACAGUGGUUAUCAGAACAUUGAUCAAAAUUUUGAAAGAUAACUCUUUAGCUGCUCAACACUUAGCCGUUACCCAAACUAUCAUGAACAUUUUCAGUGGCCUAGGAAUGAAAUGUGUUCCAUUUUUGGAUCAAGUCAUUCCAGCUUUUGAGAUAGUGAUGCACAACUGUCCCAUAUCGAUGUUAAACACGUACUUCCAGCAAAUAUGUGAUUUGAUUGAUAUUGUCAAACUAAACAUUCGCUCUUAUUUACCCCAAAUAUUCAAAUUGAUUCAAGAAUUCUUCCCUAAUGUCAAAUUACAAUCAAAAGUGAUUUGUGUCAUUGAAAGAGUCUCUAAAGCUUUGGAGGAUGAAUUCAAGUUGUACAUGUUAGAUUUGAUUAACAUAUUCUUAAAUGUGUUAGAAAAAGAUUUAUCUCCCGGAAACAUGUCUACAUUAAGAGUUUUGAAAGCUUUCGUGAUAUUUGGAAGCAACUCAGAGCCUUAUAUAUACAUGAUAAUUCCAUCUUUGAUCAAAUUAUUUGAGUAUGCUUCAGUGAAUGUGAGAAAGGCUGCAAUCGAGUGUGUUGGCAGACUUUCUCGUACUAUCCCACUCAAUGACUACGCAUCAGAAAUUAUACAACCGUUAUUGAGGCUAUUGAGUACAUAUGGUGGAACAGGUUUGCGUACAGUUGCGAUGACUACAAUCUGUUCAUUGCUAUUACAAAUGGGCUCUGAUUUCAAAGUUUUCAUUCCGGUUGUUUCAUCUGUCUUGAUCAAAAGCAAGUUACAAUUUCCAUUGUAUGACCAGUUUGUGGACAGGUUAAAUAAAGGAAGACAGUUACCCUCAGGUGUUGUUCUUUAUCCGGACUUAGAAACUACAACAUCUGAUAAUAUCCAAGCCGAACAACCUCAAAAGAAAUUGUCUGUGAAUCCCCAAACGCUACGCUUAGUAUGGGAUUGCAGCUCGAAAAGGACAAGAGAAGACUGGCAAGAAUGGAUGAGAAAGUUGAGCAUUGCCUUAUUGAAAGAGUCGCCAUCUCAAGCACUCCGUGCAUGUAGUACAUUGGCAUCUGUUUAUCCACAACUAGCCAAGGAUCUUUUCAACUGUGCUUUUGCAAGUUGUUGGAAUGAGUUACACAUUCAGUACCAGGGAGAGCUUGCGCAAGCACUAUGCAUUGCUCUUUCAUCUGUAAACAGUUCUCCCGAGAUUCAUCAAGCCUUGUUAAAUUUGACUGAAUUUCUGGAGCAUGAUGAAAAAUCCCUACCAAUUAGGAUACAAACAUUGGGUCAAUAUGCCCAAAGAAGUCACGCAUACGCCAAAGCUCUACAUUACAAGGAACUUGAGUUUAUCCAAGAGCCAUCAAUUCCAACUAUUGAGUCUUUAAUUAGUAUCAAUAAUCAACUUCAGCAAUCUGACGCCGCCAUUGGUAUUUUGAAGUAUGCUCAGGAGCAUCAUGGGUUACAGUUGAAGGAAACUUGGUAUGAAAAGUUGCAACGGUGGGAUGACGCAUUGCAUGCAUAUAAUGAAAGAGAAAAAGAGGAACCUAAUUCAACGGAGAUUACAAUGGGUAAAAUGCGUUGUUUACAUGCACUUGGUGAAUGGGAGACGUUAAGUAUGUUAGCAAGAGAAAAGUGGGAUACUAGUAGCGCUGAUAUUAAACGUUCUAUUGCACCACUUGCUGCUGCCGCCGCUUGGGGAUUAAGACAGUGGGAACGAAUGGAUACAUAUAUUGCUGUCAUGAAGAAAGAUUCUCCGGACAAGGCUUUCUUCAAUGCAAUUUUAUCAUUACACAACAACAAUUUUGAUGAAGCUUCGUUGCAGAUCAACAAGGCUCGUGAUUUGCUUGCGACAGAGGUAACUGCAUUAGUGAGUGAAUCUUAUAACCGUGCAUAUGGUGUCGUUGUCCGUGUUCAAAUGUUAGCAGAGUUGGAAGAAAUCAUCAAAUAUAAAUGCUUGCCUCAAGGAAGUGACAAGCGUAUCCAUAUCAUUGACACCUGGAACAAGAGAUUAUUGGGUUGCCAAAAGAAUGUUGAUAUCUGGCAAAGAAUGUUGAAGGCUCGGGCAUUGGUAGUCAAGCCAAAGCAAGAUAUGGAAAUCUGGAUCAAAUUUGCCAACUUAUGUCGUAAAAGUGGAAGAUUGAGAUUAGCUGAAAAGUCAUUGAACUCAUUAUUAGAUGAAGGCUCUGCUGGUAAGCCUGGGAACAAGGCAUCACCACAUGUUGUUUACGCACAGUUGAAGUAUAUGUGGUCCAGAGGCCAAAAGGCCGAAGCAUUGAACCAUUUAGUGGACUUUACCUCGAAACUUUCACGUGAUCUUGGCCUUAAUGAAAAUGAAGCAAUCACUCAACCCUUACCAACCAAUAUUCCUGGCAUCACUGACGAUAUUGAAAAGUUUACCAAGUUGUUAGCAAGAUGUUACUUGAAACAGGGUGAAUGGAAAAUAGCAAUGGAUGAUACAUGGAUAGAGAAGGAAGCGCCAAGUAUUUUGGGUUCAUUUUUGUUGGCCACUCAUUUCGAUCCUAAAUGGUACAAGGCAUGGCAUAACUGGGCUUUAGCUAAUUUUGAGGUCAUAUCACCACAAUCAAAGCAUCGUCAAAACUACAUAGUUAAUGGCAAUAGCAAUGCUAGUGGCAAUGGGAUUUCAGAAAACAACGGAGGUGACAACAAGAUGGAUGUUCAGCAUCAUAAUAUUAAUAUGAAUAUGAUUUUGAGAUACGUUGUCCCAGCUGUGAAAGGUUUUUUUCAUUCGAUUGCGUUAUCUUUUUCCAAUCCUCUUCAGGAUACUCUUAGGUUGCUAACUCUAUGGCUUGACUUCGGUGGGGUUGAAGAGGUUGCUACUGCAAUGCAAGAAGGUCUCCAGAUGGUUAAGGUGGACACAUGGUUAGAUGUCAUUCCACAGCUAAUUUCACAUAUUCAUCAACCAGAUCCUGUUGUGAGCCACUCUUUGUUGGGUCUUUUAUCAGACCUAGGCCGUGCACACCCUCAAGCGUUGGUUUAUCCUUUGACUGUUGCCAUAAAGUCCGAGAGUGUAUCAAGACAGAAGGCAGCAUUAACAAUUAUUGAUAAAAUGAGGGCCCAUUCCUCGAUCUUAGUUGACCAAGCCGAUAUGGUGAGUAACGAGUUAAUUAGAGUUUCUGUUUUAUGGCAUGAGAUGUGGUAUGAAGCUCUAGAAGAUGCAUCUCGAGCCUACUUCAAUGAGCAUGACGUUGAAAAGAUGUUUUCGAUUUUGGAUCCUUUGAAUGAACUGAUUCAAAAGGGACCGCAAACCAUACGUGAAAUUUCAUUUACAAAUGCGUUCGGUAAAGAUUUGAGUGAUGCCCAUGGCUGGUUACACCAGUUCAAGCGUACCAAAGAUGUUACAUACAUCACACAAGCUUGGGAUCUUUACUAUACUAUUUUCAGGAGGAUAUCCAAGCAGCUACCUUUAUUGCAAAAUUUGGACUUGCAACAUGUGUCACCUAAACUUUUGAAUGCUCAUGAUUUAGAGUUGGCUAUUCCUGGUACAUAUGAAGCCGGCAAGGAGGUUAUUCGAAUUAUGAAGUUUGAUCCUAUUUUCAUUGUGAUUACUUCAAAACAAAGGCCACGUAAGCUUCACAUCCACGGUAGUGAUGGUAAGACGUACACUUUUGUGCUUAAGGCGCAUGAGGAUAUCAGGCAAGAUAGUUUGGUUAUGCAGUUAUUUGGCUUGGUGAACACACUUUUGGCAAAUGAUCCUGAAUGUUUCAAGAGACACGUUGAUAUACAGAAAUAUGCCGCCAUACCUCUUUCGCCAUCCUCCGGAUUGUUAGGAUGGGUUCCGAAUUCGGACACAUUUCAUGUGUUGAUCAAGGAAUAUAGAGACCCGAGAAAAAUCUAUUUGGACGUGGAGCAUCGGGUGAUGUUACAGAUGUCGCCUGAUUACGAUAAUUUGACGUUGUUGGAGAAAGUGGAGGUUUUCACGUAUGCGCUAGACAUAACACGAGGACAGGAUCUGUACAAGGUUUUGUGGUUCAAGUCGAAAUCAUCCGAGUCGUGGUUGGACAGACGUACCACCUACACGAGGUCUUUGGCCGUCAUGUCGAUGGUCGGGUACAUCUUAGGGCUAGGAGACAGACACCCGUCGAACUUGAUGAUGGACCGGAUCACCGGGAAAGUCGUGCACAUUGAUUUCGGUGACUGUUUUGAGGCUGCCAUCAUGCGUGACAAGUAUCCCGAGAAGGUACCUUUCAGACUUACCCGUAUGCUCAGCUAUGCGAUGGAGGUGAGUGGGAUCGAGGGUUCGUUCCGGAUUACGAGCGAGAACGUAAUGAAAGUGCUCCGUGACAACAAGGAUUCGUUGAUGGCUAUUUUGGAAGCGUUUGCGUACGACCCGUUGAUCAACUGGGGGUUUGACUUCCCGAUCCAGCGGGUGAUUGAGCAGGCCGGGCUCCCGAUCAAGUUGCAGGAGGGGAACUACGUCGAGCUUUUGCGGAACGGGCAGAUCACCGAGGAGGAGGCGGCGGUGAUGGCGAUGCGAUACAAGGCCGGCGUGAGGGACGCCCGUGCGGCGUGUGUGUUGAAGCGGAUCAACGACAAGUUGACCGGUAACGACUUUAAGCGGUUCAAGGGCUUAGACGUGCCGACGCAGGUGGACAAGCUCAUCCAGCAGGCCACAAGCGUGGAGAACCUCUGCCAGCACUACAUCGGCUGGUGUGCGUUCUGGUGA